Molecule: messenger RNA, 303 nt
Organism: Microthlaspi erraticum
Lineage: Eukaryota; Viridiplantae; Streptophyta; Magnoliopsida; Brassicales; Brassicaceae
Source: the annotation of a GenBank genome assembly
AUGUUGUCAAAGCCACGAGUUCGAACCAAUUCUACUAAUAAUCUGUCAAAGAAAACUGGUGUCGGCGGUGGGAGAGCGAGCGAAGGAAACGUCUAUGGAGAACGGAGCGAGGAUGCGCGGCGGCGAAGGCGAGUGACGGCGAAUCGGGGAUUUUGGGACAAAGCGAGAGAACUGGUAUUGGCGGAAGGCGGAGCGAAGGAAACCACUAUGGAGAACGGAGCGAGGAUGAGCGGCGGAGACCGAGCGAGUGACGGCGGCGAGCGACGGCGAGAUUUAGGGUUCGAUCGAAUUUCUCCGGCGUAG